AUGUGGCCAGGCAUGUUGACUUUUCAGCACACAUGUGAAACUCUAGAGGAGAAAAUACCAUCCCCACUAGAGUGCUGUGAUGCUCAUGAGAUCUUCCGGGAGUAUGCUAUAGAGUUCCCUCAACACCUUCUCGGGGUUCUCAACCAUUUGAAAGAGUUGUGUCAGCUGUUGGACGUCACCGCUACUGCACGAUCCACUGAGCGAGUAGACGAUGUGGAAUCUAUGCGGAAGCUCAUAUAUAUACUAGUCGAACAGCAUCAUAACGCCACCACUUCUUCAGCGCCACUGGGUGCCUCGAGAACAACGAUCGAGCAGGGCCAGGAGGAGCUCAGCAACAUGCAUCUAGCUCAGUCCACGGGCGGCUCAGGUGCUUCAGGCGAGCGACUGAUGUCUUUUUUCAAACAGACAUUGCUGCACUCGAUCCCUCGAAUUCGAAAUGAACUCGCUUUUGGCUCACCAUGGAAGCGGACGUUGGAGGAUCUCGCUUGCCUGCUCGCUUUGCUCAGCCAUGCUUAUGAGAAGUUCGAAAGACCUUUCGUGGAAAAGGUUGGCGAAGUCACAUCAACCAUGGCUAAUCGUCUCGAUGCUCUUGCCAAGAUGAUGCAGGAGAGCGCCGAGGAAGAGAACUCCGCGAAUUCUUGUGAGUAUAGAGGGAACCCAUUCCGACGCCUUAGGGAGGCUAGCUUCCUACAAGGCGUCGAGAAAAUACACUUCCUCACUGUUGAUGGGCUAGAACGUAUCCUCACGAAUCAAGGAACUCUCACAGAACUAGCGGUCAUAGAGUAA
Perkinsus marinus ATCC 50983 is the source of this 786-nucleotide messenger RNA. RefSeq lists its product as hypothetical. Bases 1 to 786 code for a protein of 261 amino acids. The transcript is spliced from 7 exons. Lineage: Eukaryota; Perkinsozoa; Perkinsida; Perkinsidae. The record is from RefSeq and is a predicted model, not a curated record.